AGGAUAUAACAUCUUUCUUCUUCCUUAUUGGCUAAAGUCUCAGAGAUUUUAUCCAAAAAUAGUUUUGUUUAAUUCUCUGGAAGGAAAAAAAUAAAAAAGAAAACCAUUUCUUCAGCUCUUGUUCUUCUUUGGCUGAGAGGCAAUGGCGGAGGAGCAAAAGACGAUCAAAGUUGACGUAGAUUCUCCUGCGGUUGUAGCUCCGGCGAAGGAACCUACUCCUGCUCCGGUGGAAGUUUCAAAAGACGUGGCGGAGGAGAAAGUUCAUACUCCACUUCCCGACGAGUCCAAAGCUCUUACCGUUGUUGAAAAACCCAUUGAGGAGCCCACACCAAAGAAAAGUUCAGCUGGUUCGGUUGAUAGAGAUGUGAAGCUUGCAGACUUGGAAAAGGAGAAGAAAACUUCAUUCAUCAAAGCAUGGGAAGAGAGUGAGAAGUCAAAGGCUGAGCACAAGGCACAAAAGAAGAUAUCUGAUGUGCUUGCUUGGGAGAACAGCAAGAAAGCAGCCACUGAAGCUCAACUCAGGAAGAUUGAAGAGAAACUAGAGAAGAAAAAAGCAGAGUAUGGUGAGAAAAUGAAGAACAAAGUGGCGGCUAUUCACAAGGAAGCAGAAGAGAAGAGAGCAAUGGUUGAAGCUAAAAAGGGAGAAGAGCUUCUCAAAGCUGAAGAAAUGGCUGCUAAGUAUAGAGCCACUGGUGUCGUUCCCAAGGCAAACUGUGGAUGUUUCUAAGUCUUUUUAUUUAAUCUGUUUCUCAUGUCAUUGUUUGUAAUACUUCCUCUCUCCUUUUUUUGUGUGAUUCAGUUACCUUUUAUAGUUGGUUUUUGUUUGUUUGCUGUCUUGUUUAUAUAAUUGGUGAUUUUGUAUAAAAAGACAUCAAGGUUAAAGAUAUUAUGUAUUUUCUGUAA
Raphanus sativus (radish) is the source of this 903-nucleotide messenger RNA. RefSeq names its product remorin. The transcript is spliced from 4 exons. Lineage: Eukaryota; Viridiplantae; Streptophyta; Magnoliopsida; Brassicales; Brassicaceae. The record is from RefSeq and is a predicted model, not a curated record. Bases 143 to 727 code for a protein of 194 amino acids.